AUGGAGUUUGUAGUAAAAACGACAGUCUUCUUCUUCAUUCUGGCUACUGUUGUGGAGCCUCUGCCUGCUUUGGGUUCUAGGAGGACAUAUCAACAGUACUCAUCACUGGAGACUGGGAUUAGUACUAGUGUUGAUGAGGAUCUUGUGACCAACUUUCCCAACCAGCCACCCGUAGACUUUAAGCACUAUGCUGGAUAUGUCACCGUGAAUGAAACAAAUGGACGAGCUCUCUUCUACUGGUUCUUUGAGGCUGCUACCACUCCUGAAGAAAAACCUCUCGUCUUGUGGCUUAAUGGAGGUCCCGGGUGCUCUUCUGUGGGAUAUGGAGCAACCCAAGAGAUUGGUCCAUUCCUAUUGGACAUUGAAACCCAGGGACUCAUAUUCAAUAACUAUUCAUGGAAUAAAGAGGCCAACGUGCUAUUCGUGGAAUCUCCGAUUGGGGUUGGCUUUUCGUAUACCAAUACAACUUCUGAUUUUGUUAAUCUAGGAGAUAACUUGACAGCUCAAGAUUCAUACGCUUUUCUGCAUAAGUGGUUUCUCAAAUUCCCAUCAUACAGAAACCGGACCUUGUAUAUUGCAGGCGAGAGUUAUGCAGGAAAAUAUAUUCCGGAACUGGCUGAGGUCAUCUUUGAUAGGAAUUCAGAUCCUACUCUCCAUAUUGAUCUCAAGGGUAUCCUGAUGGGUAAUCCUGAAACAUAUGAUGCUGAGGAUUGGAGAGGUCUAGUGGAUUAUGCUUGGAGUCAUGCUGUGGUUUCGGAUGAAACUCACAAACUAAUAAAUGACAACUGUGAUUUCUCUGGUAAUGAUACUUGGAGUAACAAAAAUUGUACACAAGGUGUGGAUGAAGUAUUAAAGCAGUACAAGGAGAUAGACAUGUACAGCCUUUACACCCCGACCUGCACUACAAAUAAUACAGCUAGUUCAAACACUGGUGGUUCGAAAAUGCAAGUCAUGACGAUGAGGCGUACUUCCACAAUGAUACCAAGGAUUAUGGGAGGCUAUGAUCCAUGUCUGGAUGGUUAUUCAAAACAAUUCUUCAACAGAGCAGAUGUGCAAAAAGCCCUCCAUGUCAGUGAUGGUCUCCAGCUCAAGAACUGGAGCAUCUGCAAUGAUCAGAUAUUUUCCAAUUGGUCAGACUCACGGCCAUCUCUUCUUCCUACAUACAAGAAACUCAUCGCAGCAGGACUAAGAAUAUGGGUGUACAGUGGAGACACGGAUGGAAGAGUACCUGUGCUGUCAACAAGAUAUAGCUUAAGUGCUCUAGGGCUGCCUAUUACAAAGACAUGGAGGCCUUGGUACCAUCAGAAGCAGGUGAGUGGUUGGUAUCAAGAAUAUGAGGGGCUUACAUAUGCAACAUUUAGAGGAGCUGGGCAUGAUGUUCCCUCCUUCAAACCAGCAGAGUCACUGGUUCUGUUCACAUCUUUUCUCCUUGGAGAAUCUCCGCCGUCGACUCGAUGA
Messenger RNA from Argentina anserina (silverweed cinquefoil), 1458 nucleotides. RefSeq names its product serine carboxypeptidase-like 32. The record is from RefSeq and is a predicted model, not a curated record. Gene Ontology annotation, cellular component: vacuole. The transcript has 10 exons. NCBI's taxonomy places the organism in Eukaryota, Viridiplantae, Streptophyta, Magnoliopsida, Rosales, Rosaceae. Gene Ontology annotation, molecular function: serine-type carboxypeptidase activity. Gene Ontology annotation, biological process: proteolysis. Bases 1 to 1458 code for a protein of 485 amino acids.